This is a messenger RNA of Panonychus citri (citrus red mite), 1352 nucleotides long. RefSeq names its product probable splicing factor YJU2B. The record is from RefSeq and is a predicted model, not a curated record. Lineage: Eukaryota; Metazoa; Arthropoda; Arachnida; Trombidiformes; Tetranychidae. Gene Ontology annotation, cellular component: post-mRNA release spliceosomal complex; U2-type spliceosomal complex. The transcript has 5 exons. Gene Ontology annotation, biological process: mRNA splicing, via spliceosome. The coding region runs from base 244 to 1224 and encodes 326 amino acids.
UAUUAGUCGACUUUUGAUAAUUUCGUUGGAAUCACAAAAAUUAACGAGAAUUAAAAUUUGAACCGAAUGACUUUUACCGCUUCUUUUUGAGUAAAAGAAAACAUUAAAUCAGCUGAUUGAAUUUGUUUACAAAUCGAUUUUGUCUCAUAAUUUAAUUUACCCCGAUGGUGAUUUUCUGAUGGUUAUUUGAUUGAUUAUUUCGUUAAUUUCUUGUUGGUCGAGUAACAAUUAAUUCGUUUUAAAAUGGCUGAACGAAAAGCUACUAAUAAAUAUAUUCCAUCGGAUUUUGAUCCAGUUAAACAUCGAAGUGUCAACAAGUAUCGAAAUAGUCAUCCAUUGAGAGAAAGAGCUCGAAAAUUAGACCAAGGAAUAUUAAUCAUUCGAUUCGAGUUACCUUAUAAUAUCUGGUGUGGUGGUUGUAACAAUCAUGUUGGAAUGGGUGUUAGAUAUAAUGCUGAGAAGAGUAAAGUUGGAAUGUACCUGACUACACCUAUUUACAAGUUCCGAAUGAAAUGUCAUUUGUGUGAUAAUCAUUUCGAGAUUCAAACAGAUCCUGCUAAUUGUGAUUAUGUUAUUGUUUGUGGUGCUCGAAGGCAAGAGAACCGUUGGGAUCCAAGUGAAAAUGGGCAAAUUGUCACCGAGGAUAAAGAUGAUAUUAAGAAAAUGGCAACUGAUGCGAUGUUUAAACUGGAACAUGAUUCGGAAGAUUUGGAGAAAAAUAAACAAAUGGCUCCGGUUAUUGAUAAAUUACAAGAUUUUCAAGAUAGAUGGAGAGACGAUUUCUCAGCGAAUCAACAAUUGCGAAAACAUUUAAGGACACAAAAAUCAAAGGAUAAAACAGAAAAGGACAAAGAUGAUGCUCUUCUUAAGAAAUUAUCAAUUGGAGUUAAAUUAUUGCCCGAAUCAUCAUACGAUGUUAAGCUUUCAUCGCUAAUUAGAUUAGAACCAACAGAAACUUUUCAAGAAAGAAAGGAAUCAACUCGAAACCGAAUCGUAACCGAAUCAAUAUUUAAAUCAUCAGAAGAAUCAAAAUCAAAUAGUAAUCUGAAUAAACAAUUUAUCGAAAUUGCUAAAUCAUUAGCAAUUAAGAAAGUUGAAGAGGAAGAUAUUUCGCUUGAUGAGAAAAAAUUAGGAAUUUCUUUAAUCAAACCAAUUGCUGGUUCAUCACAAUCAACAAUUAAAAGUUUGGUUCCCUAUGCAAGUGAUCAAAGUGAUUCUGAUUAAACCAAUUCACGGAACAACAAAUGAUUGAUAUAUAACAAUCAAAUCCCAAAACCUUGUCUAUAAAAUUGAUUAGUUAAUUAUUGUAUAAAUUGUAUAUUUGAAUUAUAAACAAAAAUCUCCUAAAACAA